Nematocida minor is the source of this 1113-nucleotide messenger RNA. RefSeq lists its product as uncharacterized. The record is from RefSeq and is a predicted model, not a curated record. The coding region runs from base 1 to 1113 and encodes 370 amino acids. Gene Ontology annotation, molecular function: DNA binding. Gene Ontology annotation, cellular component: DNA polymerase complex. The transcript has a single exon. Gene Ontology annotation, biological process: DNA replication; DNA strand elongation involved in DNA replication. NCBI's taxonomy places the organism in Eukaryota, Fungi, Microsporidia.
AUGUACAGCAUACAAUAUUCCAGCACAUAUAACAAUAGAUACGAGGUACUCAGCAAGGGCAUCAGAGCGUACGGAGAAAGAGAGAGCUACAGAUACACUGAGUAUCUGAUGGAAGGAGAAAUCUUUCUUGUUGGCACUCUGGAGAUAAGAUACAAUAAACAAAGGAUACUAAGUAGCUACUCUAGUGCAAGCAGAAAAAUAAACUACGAAAGCAUUGUACAGGAUAGAAUAGACACUGUGCACAAAAAAAGAGCAGAUGCUAACGAUGAAAAUAUCCAGGACAGCGGCAGUAAGCUGGGCAGUGUGCAGGAGCACACGGAGUACUACCUGGAAAGCCCUGUCCUGGAAAGAGUGAAGGUCCUGAUAGCCCCAGACACAAGCGAGUACUUAGUAGAGGGAAUAGUCAUAGGAGUGCUAGGAGAAAAAACAGCAGAGAACCACCUCGUAGCCAAAAGAAUAAUACACACCCUGGAUGCAAUAGACGCCACCCAUCCCCACUGUAAUCUACUAGUUACGCCGGAGUAUAAAAGUAAAAAAGAGGAUAAGGAAGAAGCAGUCAUUGUUAUUCCUACCUCAGAAAGCAUUAAAGACGCAGCAGAGAAUGCACCUAUUAUAUUGCUAAGCUCUCCUCUGAACCAUAGCCAUUUUAAUAUUUCCAAUAAAAUUUAUGCAGUCCCUGAUGAAGCAGACUAUCCGCAGUUCAUGCUCCCGUGGUCAAUCGAUAGCACAGCAGUGCAUGAUAAGGUGGUAAGAAAAGGGGUAGAGAUGGUAGCAAAUCCCUCUGUUAUAGAAAUAGAAGGAAUCAGAAUAGGAAUAGUGAACAUUGAAAGCAUCAGGUCAAUAGUAGAGAAUCACAACGGAAAAUACAAUAUGGCAGACUAUUUCAAGGCAAUGUGCAUCCUUCUAAAAAACAAUCACCUGUCUCCACUCUCUCCUUUCUCUUGCCCAUCCACUCCCAUGGCCACAGAUAGCCUAGUGAUGGCUGAGCUACCAGAUGUGCUGCUUCUUAAGUGCGAAUACGAUGGAUUAGAGAGAGUAGUACUGAAUGAAAAAGCUUUUCACCUGUUGCUAAUCAAAGACAAAGCAGCGAAGAUAGAAAAAGAGCAGAGAUAA